Molecule: messenger RNA, 1081 nt
Organism: Solea solea (common sole)
Lineage: Eukaryota; Metazoa; Chordata; Actinopteri; Pleuronectiformes; Soleidae
Gene: calhm3
Product: calcium homeostasis modulator 3
Exons: 4
Coding region: 57-1049 (330 amino acids)
Molecular function (GO): monoatomic cation channel activity
Source: RefSeq, a predicted model, not a curated record
CUAGCAGCAGUUAGUGUUACUAGAAGUGGAAGAAGUGGAAGAGUGUUUUUAACAGUAUGGAGCGUCUGAAGUUAGUGCUGCAGUACUUUCAGUCCAACUCUGAGUCCAUAUCAAAUGGGAUCUGUAUCGUCCUGGCCUUGGUCAGUGUCAAGCUCUACACCAGCUUUGACUUUAAAUGCCCGUGCCUUCCUCAGUACAACAAACUUUACUCUCUGGGAGUUAUGAUCAUCCCACCCAUCAUACUUUUCUUCCUUGGCGUCCUGAUCAACAGACAUACAGGAGUCAUGAUGGACGAGUGGAUGAGACCUGUUGGGAACAGGUCCAAAAAUCCUGCUGUGGUGAAGUACCUCUUCUCAGCCAUGAUCCAAAGAGCCCUGCUGGCCCCACUGGUGUGGCUCCUGGUCACUUUGCUGGAUGGAAAAAUCUUUAUCUGUGCAUUUAGUUUGAGCGUAGACCCUGCGCUCUUCUCAGGUUUGCCCAACAACACAGAUCUGGAUGUGAUCAUCAUCAUGUCCAAAGUUCCCUGUAAGGAGGACGUUAUCUUCAGGAACAGCUCCUUUCACAAAGCAGUCUCUCGUUACGUUCGCUGCUAUUCACAAGCAGUCGGCUGGUCCAUCCUUCUCUUCCUGAUUGUCCUGGGAGCACUGGGACGCCUCAUCAAGCCUUGUUUUGAUGACCAUGCCAGGUUCCUGCAGACACGCUACUGGAGCAACUACCUGGACGUGGAGCAGAAGCUCUUUGACGAAACUUGUGUUUUGCACGCUCGGGACUUUGCGCGUAAAUGUGUUGUACAGUUCUUUGAGGACAUGAGGGAGGACACCAUACUCCGUCUCUCCCACCCAUCCGUCAUCAGCCACUCCCUCGUGGAGUGGCGGAAUGAAGAAGAGGAGAGACUUCAUGGAAUAACAAAGCAAGAGCAGAUGGACAAGCUGCUCAACAAAUGGUACUGUAGUAAACCGGAACUUGACGUGACCAGGAUUGCCCACAGACCCAGAACAUGUGUCACUUGGGAAGACCACAAAGGAAAAACAUUAUACACAGAUCUAUAGGACACAGAGUGGUGUGUAGUUACAGAGGAGCC